Molecule: messenger RNA, 965 nt
Organism: Periconia digitata
Lineage: Eukaryota; Fungi; Ascomycota; Dothideomycetes; Pleosporales; Periconiaceae
Source: the annotation of a GenBank genome assembly
GUGUAUAUACCAAGGUCUUCAUGCGACUGGAAGAGUUGCUAGAAGGAGAGUUUUUCACUGAAUACAUCAAAAAGGGUAUACCCUCCCCUGAACCGGCCUAUAUCCCAAGUGGUACUGUGAAGCAUAGUGGCUUAUUCAGUGUAGGUAACAUCAUGAUGCUCUCCGAGGGGCGCCCUCUUGUCGAUAAUGUUUUCUCGCUCUAUGAAGGCAUGCUGAGACUAGAGCUCGACCGGCCAACCUAUGAAAAAGUCGGCUUACAGGGGAAGCCUAUUGAAGACGGAGGUAGAAAGCACCAGUCAAAUCGAUGGGUCAUCGAAUGCAAUCUCCGGUUACCUAAUAUGAUGCCUGGCAAGAAGGGUUUCUCUCGUCUUCAAUGGGCCUUUAAGAAUGUGCUCAAUCGCAGCAUAACAUGGUUGUUCUACAACUUCAACCCAACUGCGAUCGAAUCGCUACGGGCAGGACAGGAGCCCAUAUCCCAACAUCAACCAUGCAUCAAAAGCAUUGAGCCCGUCAUUUCAGAUCUACCCAAUACGCUCCUCCCCGAUAUCUCUGUUGCAGAUCUAUCGCAGUUGUACGAUCACGAAGGGACCCUCGAUCUUUACGAGUAUAUACAAAUGCUGUGCCUAACGUCGCCCCGCGUUUCCGCGCAAGAUUCCAUUGAUCCUCACCUCUCACGUUACGAAGUGCCUUCGCUGGGUGCUACUAAACCAAAAUCUCGAAACAUGGUGAGGGUACGCUGGCAGGGUUUCAUCAGUCCACAAUUUGCGAGGGAAGUGUUCCUGAUGGUGAGAAAAGAAGGGCUGAGGAUUGAUAAAGAUGGACAGGAUACUGAACAAAGUACAUCAAGAAACGCCGAGGGGAGUUGGAUAGCCAUGAGUGCUAGCGCAUUUGGGGGCGUGAAAGCUUGGACGGUCAUGCAAUGGGCAGGAUCAGAGACUUUGACGUGGGAAAGCGACCUUGUCUGA